AUGGGAAAAAUAAUGGUGGGAAGUGCAAGUAAGGUUACUUUUAUCUUCUUGGUUACUCUCGCCAUUACCAUUCCAUGCCUUGAAGCUGGCAUUGCUGAGUUUGAUGAUUUUCUCAAAGUACAAGCUGAGAAAGCCCAUAGACUUGCUCUUGCGUCCUACGUGCCAAUUCCUGAAGAGGUUACAGAGGACCUCAAUCUACACGUUCAUUUGGCAUUGGAUGAGACAUCAAACAAUACAAGGAGGGAGUUAAAGCAGAAAUAUCAAGGACCAUGCACAGCCACCAACCCCAUUGAUACUUGCUGGAGGUGCAAUCAAAACUGGGCCAAAAAUCGGUUUAAGUUAGCCAAAUGUGGUAAGGGGUUCGGAAGAAGGGCCACCGGAGGACUCGGUGGCCCCAUCUAUGUCGUCACCGACGAAUCGGAUAACGACAUGAUAAGCCCCAAACCUGGGACUCUCCGUUUUGGUGUUACCCAGAAGGGUCCAUUGUGGAUCAUAUUCCAACGUAGCAUGAUUAUAAGGUUAAACCAAGAGUUGUUGGUUUCCUCCGACAAGACCAUUGAUGGUCGUGGAGUUAAUGUUCAGAUUAGGGAUGGUGCUGGCAUCACCAUGCAGUUUGUGAACAAUGUUAUCAUUCAUGGGCUUCGCAUUAAGAAUGUCGUAUCUAAGCCAGGGGGCAUGAUGAGGGACUCUUAUAAUCAUGUUGGAUUAAGAACCAGGAGUGAUGGUGAUGCCAUCUCCAUUUAUGGUUCCACAAACAUUUGGGUUGAUCAUGUUUCCAUGUCUAAUUGCGAGGAUGGUCUUGUUGAUGUUAUACAAGGUUCCACUGCCAUCACCAUCUCAAAUUGCCACAUGACCAAACAUAACGAUGUGAUGUUGUUUGGAGCUAGUGAUAGCUACAGUGGAGAUAAGAUUAUGCAGGUGACAGUGGCAUUCAACCACUUUGGGCAGGGAUUGAUUCAGAGGAUGCCAAGAUGCAGAUGGGGUUUUGUCCAUGUUGUGAACAAUGACUACACUCACUGGCAAAUGUAUGCAAUUGGUGGUAGCUCAGGGCCAACCAUUCUAAGCCAAGGAAAUCGCUUCAUUGCUCCUCCUAACAAUGCUGCAAAGGAGAUCACACAUAGAGACUAUGCAGGACCAGAAGUGUGGAAGAAUUGGCAAUGGACAUCAGAUAUGGAUCUGUUCAUGAAUGGUGCAAAGUUUGUUCCUUCAGGGCUACCUAUUAAAAAUGUGCCAUACAAAAAAGGUUUCAUGAUGAAACCAAGAGAUGGAUCUCAUGCCAAUAGGCUAACAAGGUUUGCUGGUGCCCUUGCUUGCAGGGUGGGCAAGCCUUGUUAG
Messenger RNA from Gastrolobium bilobum, 1335 nucleotides. Its product is annotated as pectate lyase-like. The transcript is spliced from 3 exons. The coding region runs from base 1 to 1335 and encodes 444 amino acids. Gene Ontology annotation, molecular function: pectate lyase activity. The record is from RefSeq and is a predicted model, not a curated record. Lineage: Eukaryota; Viridiplantae; Streptophyta; Magnoliopsida; Fabales; Fabaceae.